AUGGGGGCACCGCAGCAGCAGCGUGGCUCCCUCGUGGGGCCUCGGGGGCCCCCCUUUUCUCCCUUUUCUUUCCUUCUAAUCUUUCUUUAUUUGAGUUUGUCUCCUUUUGUCUCUUUGCCGUUUUUCGGGGCCCCCGGCGGCGUCUCUUUUGCUGCAGCGCGGCCUGCGGAUCCCGCUGCUGCUGCUGCUGCUGCUGCUGCUGCUGCAGCUGCUCCUGCUGCUGCUGCUGCGGCUGGCCCUGCGGCUGCUUCUGCCGCCGCGCUCCGCGAAGCGGCCCCAGAAGCGGCUGCUGCAGCAGCUGCUGCUGCCGGCGCUGCUGCUGCGGGCGGAGCUCCCGCUGCAGCAGCAGCUGAAGCGCCCGCUGCAGCAGCUGCAGCAGCGCCUGCUGCUGCAGCAGCCGCUGCAGCGCCUGCUGCUGCAGGCGCUGCUGCAGCUCCGGGUGCAGCUGCGGGGCGGGCGCGGUCGCGAGCAGCAGCAGCAGCAGCAGCAGCAGCAGCAGCAGCAGUGCGGAGCCCGCCGCGGAGCGUGGCGGAAGCAGAAGCAGCAGCAGCAAAGUGGGUCUGUGGGGCGGACACAAGUCUUUAUUUCUUCAUUGCAAAUCCCACUUCUGGGGAUCGACUUGGGGAGAAGUUUUUGAAAAGAUUGCCAUUAGCAGCAGCAGCAAUUGGCUGCAGCAGCGUGAUGGUCUUUUCGCAGCAAGACGCAGCUUCCAUGUCUUUGGCGCUGCGCUGCAUUGCAGCAGCAGCAGCAACUCGCGAGCUGCUGCACCUCGGCCGCCAGCAGCGGGAAGCAGCAGAAGCAGCAGCAGCAGCAGCAAAGGCAGCAGCAAAGCUGCAGAAGGCGCGGGCUGCUGCUGCGGCCGGCGGCGCGGGCGCUGCUGCUGCUGCUGCGGGCGCCGAGGAGGCCGCUGCUGCUGCUGCUGCUGCUGCUGCUGCUGCUGCUGCUGCUGCAGCAGCAGCAGCAGCAGGAGCAGCAGCAGUCCCGCUCGCGGACCGCGUGCGAGUUAUUGCCGUCGGAGGCGACGGAGCCUUCAACGGAAUGCUGGAGGCUUUGCGGAGUUUCGAAAUGACAGAAAGUUCAGAAAAAGAAAAUAAAAAUAAAAAUAAAAAUAAAAAUAAAAAUAAAAAUAAAAAUAAAAAAAAAAUUAAUUUGAACUUCCUUGCUGCUGGCAUUGUGCCCUCCGGCACGGGAAACGACUGGGCCAAUUCUUACGGCUGGACCCGCGCGAGUUUUCCCCGCAAAAACCCUCUCCGCAGAAAAAAGUAA
Messenger RNA from Eimeria necatrix, 1266 nucleotides. Its product is annotated as diacylglycerol kinase, putative. Bases 1 to 1266 code for a protein of 421 amino acids. Gene Ontology annotation, molecular function: kinase activity; structural constituent of ribosome. Gene Ontology annotation, cellular component: ribosome. Lineage: Eukaryota; Apicomplexa; Conoidasida; Eucoccidiorida; Eimeriidae. The transcript has a single exon. The record is from RefSeq and is a predicted model, not a curated record. Gene Ontology annotation, biological process: translation.